GAAGUGAGAAUUGGCCACUCUCUGAAUGAGGCUGAGAGUCAACUUGUGGCCAACAGGAGAGCAACCGUUCAACAGUGUCUUCAGCAGCACAAUAUAACCUGCAGUGUGGAUGAGGUGCCCAUCAUUGCUGUGGUGGCCGCUGGUGGUGGAGAAAGAGCUAUGAUUGCACUGCUGGGGUCACUGAGCCAGAUGAGUGAAGAAGAACUUCUGGACUGCAUCAUGUAUCUCGGUGGCGACUCUGGGUCUACUUGGUGCAUGGCAUCAGUAUACAAAGAACCAGACUGGUCCAAACAAAUGGAGACAGUCAAACAAAACAUCAUCAAAAGGCUCAAUUAUGGCAACGUUACCUGCUCUGAACAAUACAAAAAGCUAGCAAAAAUGUGUGGAAAGGACAACUUCAGCGUAACUGACAUCUGGUCUGUAUUCCCUGUGUCUGGAAUAGUGAAAGAGAUUGAUGAUCAUGUAAUCACAGAACAGAGGGGUCAGUACACCAAUGACCCAUAUCCCAUUUAUACAGUGAUAGACAAGCAGUGUAAACAUAACACACUGUAUAAAGACACUUGGUUUGAGAUUACUCCAGAUGAGUGUGGCUACUCCCUCACUGGAGCCUUUGUGGAUACCAAAUGUUUUGGAAGUCGGUUUGAGAAAGGGGCAAAGACUGAGGAACAUCCUGAGAUUGACAUGCUGUACCUACAAGGUCUAUGUACUAGUGCCCUAGCUGAUGUGCAAGAGAUAAGAAACAGGAUGUGUGAACAAAUACUACACUUUUUCACACAGAUGAAAUCAACUUUCACCACUUUACAAGGACCACAUAUGGAGGAAGGUUACCAGGUGUUGUGCAACCUUCUGGAGAUGAAUAUCAGUUUCCACAAAGGAAAAGACCCUUCGAUUUACGUAACCAACAUGAAUGAACUACUGGAAGGAAAGCAUGAUAAAGAUGGACAAAAGGUACAACUUCAUGAUACAAUCACAGAAGAGAUCUUAAAGAAACACACCCUGUGUGUCUGUCAUUCUUUCUUUGACUGGUUCCCAGAGAUGAAGGGUUUGAAGAAGCAGGACACAAAAUAUGGAUCCAGAACCUUGGACGAGCCAGUGAUUUCUGCUGAUUUUUGGAAAGUCAUUGCUAAGUGCAUAGAGAAAGUUUCUCAGUGGGACUGGGGAACAACAUACAACUUUCUCUAUAAGAUGAAAGCUGAUGACGUUCACACCAGCAUCCUUAAGUCAAAGACAAGACAAUAUGAGGACACUGGUCUGUUAAUCAACUCACCUUAUUUGUCCAUACUGCGAAAGGAGCGAAACGUUGACCUCAUCAUUUCCCUUGACUUUAAUUCUGGAGUUCAGUUUGAGACAGUGGAUCAAGUUGCUCAAAUGAGUAAAGUUCUUCAGAUCCCGUUCCCUACAGUUGAACACCCAGGGAAUACUGAAGAACUAGAGGACUUCUAUGUGUUUAAGAACAACCCCAAUGCUCCAGUUGUGAUUCACAUGCCUCUUUUUAAUGCUAUGAACUGUAAAGGUGAAGUUAAGAUGUGGGAAAACAAAUACACAACCUUUCAGUUGGCUUACAGUGAGGAUAUGAUCAGUAAUCUUUUGGAGAAAGCUGGUCUAAACAUUAAAAACACAAAGGAGAAACUCCUGAAGGAGAUUGAAGAAGUCAUUCAAAGAAAGGAGAAUUAG
Molecule: messenger RNA, 1674 nt
Organism: Electrophorus electricus (electric eel)
Lineage: Eukaryota; Metazoa; Chordata; Actinopteri; Gymnotiformes; Gymnotidae
Source: RefSeq, a predicted model, not a curated record